Molecule: messenger RNA, 2550 nt
Organism: Rhagoletis zephyria (snowberry fruit fly)
Lineage: Eukaryota; Metazoa; Arthropoda; Insecta; Diptera; Tephritidae
Product: homeobox protein cut-like
Cellular component (GO): cytoplasm
Source: RefSeq, a predicted model, not a curated record
CAAAGCAAAAACUGUUUAAAAAUACGAAAGUGUGUGCAGCAAUUUUUGGAUUACUCACUGAAGAAUUUUGUGUUAAUUGCGAUAAAUUAGUUAUUUUUCAACGUUUGAGAAUGAAUAAAUAGCUGAACAGCAAGGUAAUUUGUACUCUACUCAUGGUGUAAUAGGACCAAGGAAAAUAUGGACAAAUCAUUUGUGAAUCAGUUCACUUCCUAUGUGGAGCAGCUACGCACUACGGAAUGCAGCCAAAAAGGAAAAAUAGCUUACUUUCAACAUAUCGCCGAAUGCAUUAUGUCGCCGGCACUAGCUGGCCACAUAAACUAUGCCACGCAUAUAAAUACGGCGACAACCGUGCUGCUGCUAUUUUGUGAAGAUCUUGAUCCCGUGGUCAGAAUGAACGCCGAAGAAAAUCUUAAUCGCAUAUUUCGUGCAUUAGAAAAAACGCGAGUUAGUCGUAUACUAAUGGACUUGUAUGGAGAGAUCAAAAGAAAUGGCAACCAAAGGUCCUUGCGCAUUUGUUUGAAUCUAUUUGCCUAUUAUGCACCGCAGAUACGGGAACGUAACAUUAAAUGGUAUGCUAUUCGUUUGUUACCUUGUUUACAAACGAUAGCGCAACGCAAAGAGACGCAGCUAUGUGAAACCCUAUGCGAAUUUGUAAAGAGCUUUGGAAAGUGCUUGCAAAUGGGACUGACAGAUAGUGAAGCCUGUAAACUUUUUGAGGCUUUCAUGGCAAAUAUGGGCGUCGAGUGUGCCGUGAAGCGACGAUGCUCGGCACAAAAUUGCAUCAGUCUGAUUGAAAACUCGCGCAAUAAGAGCUUAAUGGCCAAUCAUGGACUAAGCAAAGCGUUCGAAUUCCUACUUUCCAAUCAACAACAACACAACGUACUCGGUGUGCUCGGCUUCUUGCGUCUGCUGUUGCCAUUAAUCAUACAUGGAUUCCGCACUGAUUGUCCGGAUGAUUGCGACGAUGGCCACCACAGCCCACAAACACACGUCGGAAUCAAUAAUAAAAGCAAAGCAAACAGCUCCAACAACAACGCCACUCAACAGCGCACGACAUCAUCAACGGCAAUCAACACAGAGUGCAGGCAAAUUAUUGAAAUUUUCGAUUAUUGUUUGCAUUUGUUGAACAUCAGCAGUGCUUCACAACAUUCCAUCAUAAAUGCCGCACUCGAGGUCAUCAAUGCAGUGCUGCAGGCACUCGAUGUGGCAAACAAUACUCACAACAACAACUCGAAUAGCAGCCGAGGAGGCAAAAAUAACAAAAACAAUAACAAUUAUGAUCUUGUAAAAAGUUUGCAAGCAGCAUUGUGCAAUCAACAAUUGCAACAUGCCGAGUAUCUGCGGCGAAGGAAAUCAUUAAAGAAUCAAAUAUUCCAAUUGAAAAAUUAUGAAGUGUCAGACGCAGUACCGUGCGAGGAGAGUGCAGUAGCUGAAGCUGGGGCUGGGGCUGGUGUGCCAAAGGGAAGAGCUGCUGGCAUGUUAGGGGAGAAAUCCGAGCCGAAACGGGGAGGUGCUGGGGAUACUCUCACAACAGUGGCUGACAGCGAAGGUGAAGUUGUACUGAGAAGAGCACCAAACUUUCGAUAUGCCGGUCGUAGCAUCAGCGAAUGUGUUGUUGACGAAGAUGAUGAUGAUGAUGAGACGCAUAGAACCGCAUUGUCAACAGAUUUAGUUGCCGUUGCGCAUACUGAUGCCCACCAUGUCAUUGCCGGCGACAUCUAUGCUGGCAAUGUUGUUGGUGUGCUUGUCGAUGCCGAUGUAGAUGACGAUGAUUUUACAACACUUUCGGAAAUAAAUGAACCACAACAGCUUAGGGCGUCAACAGCAGUUGCAAUGGUGCCGCCAUCCUACGCGCUCACAACAGCAACAAUUGACGUUGAUAAUCUGAUUGAUGCAAUCGACGCGACAACGACAAUGACGGCGAGGACAACGACGGAAACUAUCGCCUGCUCUGCCGCCACCGCUACAAGUACUAACAGCGACGGCAAGCACACUAAUAUUAGCGCUGUGCACACAAAAAUGCAAGGCAUGCAACCACACAAGCAGCAGAAACAACAACAACAACAACAACCUCAAACCGAGCAGCAAUUGCUCGAAAGGCAGGUACGACCGCAAAAUUUGCUUACUGCACCCUCGCAAAUUGAAGCUCGAAGCGCUGAAGGUGGUGGGAGCGGCAGCAGUGGUGAUGACAAAUCACAACAUUUGAGUGACAUCGACAAUGAAUCCUUCAAUAGCAUUGAUUUUGAGGCGGAAAUCACCAUAGCAGGUAUGGCAGGCACCGGCAGCGCGGGAAGCGGGAAUGGAUCGCCAACAGUAGGCAAUGCUGCAGAACGCAUAGGCGCUGAAGCUGCUGCUGCUGUGGUUGACAGCGCCGCAAGUACCAAAUUGAGCAGCAGCGGUGACACAAUUGGCUCGUUCUUUAACAAUUUGAUUUCGAAUGCAGGUGAGCUAUUUUUCGAGACGAAGCAAAGGGCAACCGCAAAAUGCUGCCGCGAGCGUAAGUGGAAAUAGCAACAAACAGGCAGGCUUCUUGUUGACAGUGUUUUUGUA